AGCUGAACUUUAGGAUCUCAUUAUUCGAGAUGAUGUUUUUGAUAAUUGCAAUCGUCUGCGGAUUCUGCACAGCUGAACUGAUAGAAAAAGAAAAAACCGAACAGGUUGACCUCAAGGCUAGAAAUGAUCUUGCUCUUUUGGUAAAUAGUGAAUAUGAAAAUACCAGUGCAAAAGCUCUACAAAUGCUAACAACAUGCAAUAAUUCCGUCAAUGCUGCGAUAGCGUACUGUUCCAGUAACUGCCAAAGUAGUGGUGGAGGUGGUGGGGAUAAGUUCCAACAGCUGCUUCAAGAUGUUGAUAACACAUUCAAGAAAAUUGGAGAUGACAUCAAGAAAGUGGGUCCGGCGAUCGAAACAGAGUUUAACAAAUUCAAAGCAACCGUCGAUGCUCAGGCAAAGAAACUCGGCACUUCAAUUAAAAAUUGGGCAGAUAAACAGCAGUGGGCAAAGGACGCCGCAAAAUUCACAGAAAAUCUCGCCAAAAAUAUUGGGGCUACAAUUGCCUCAAAAGCAAAGGAAUGGUUCAAUUCCGUCAAAAACUGGGGUAAGAACACACUUAACAAAAUACCCGGUGUUAACCUGAGAAGAAAGAGGGCUGUGACAUGCGAUACCUGUACUCAAAUAGCUAAUGCAGCAGAAGACAAAAUGUUGGAAACUGUUUGUGGUGCAGACACUAUGGCAGAGAUAUUUGUCCUGACAACACUUUUAGACAGAAUGUCCACAAUGAUGGCCUCUAUGGAAGCGACACUUGUCAAUGAGCUGGAUGCCGACACCGCGAAAACCACAGUCAAGUCUUACGUUCCUCUUGUAUUGACGGCACCACUGACCAGCGUUAAAUAUACAGUGAACGGAACAGCCAGUGUUGUCAGCGGAGGCGGGAAAGAAAUCAACCUUGGAAACACCGACGACAUUGCGGAUGUCGUUGCUGGCAUUAUUUACGCUGAUUAUUUCAAAAUUUAAAGCAUUUUAUGGACUUCCGGUCUUUGUAUUUACAUAAUAUCCGGAAGUUCUGUCUUUAAUAAAUCGCUUUUCCUGUUUUAUUUAUGUAUUUAUUAUAAAUUUUAAAUCUUAAUUGGAAUAAUUGUGUUGACCAAUGUGACAAUGAACAAUAAAAUGGCAAUUUCCUAUGCUUAAA
Saccostrea echinata is the source of this 1134-nucleotide messenger RNA. RefSeq lists its product as uncharacterized. The record is from RefSeq and is a predicted model, not a curated record. Lineage: Eukaryota; Metazoa; Mollusca; Bivalvia; Ostreida; Ostreidae. Bases 30 to 959 code for a protein of 309 amino acids. The transcript has 12 exons.